AUGCCUCCCAACGCGCCCGCGCGGGGUUCUGACAGUUGUGGUAGCCUGAACAGACCACCCAGAACUCGGAGACUAUCAGUAGAGCAAGCCAGCGAGAGCACGCCGUUGUUGGCUGCUGGAGACAUCGCCCCAACCGCCGACUCCGAAAUUUCCGAGGCUACUACGCUUAUAAACGAGCCAUCGAGUAGCAGUGAAGUCGACCCAGACGAUAAGCCUCUCCCCGUGGCUCAAAUUGUUGUUUUAUGCUACGCUCGAUGGAUCGAGCCCGUGGCCUUCUUCUCCAUCUUCCCGUACAUCAACAAGAUGGCGCAAGAGAACGGCAACCUGGCAGACGCCGACGUCGGUUUCUAUAGCGGCCUGAUAGAGUCUUUGUUUUCCUUAACGCAGAUGGCCGUCAUGAUCUUGUGGGGAAAGGCCGCGGAUCGGUUUGGGAGGAAGCCGGUGCUGGUGAUUUCUCUGAUGGGUGUCACUCUUGCGACAGCCAUGUUUGGCAUGGCCAAGACCAUUUCGCAGAUGAUCUUGUUUCGUUGUCUGGCGGGUGUCUUUGCGGGGACUAUUGUGACCAUUCGGACCAUGAUUUCGGAGCACAGCACCACCAAAACACAGGCACGCGCAUUCAGUUGGUUUGCCUUUACCGGAAACCUGGGGAUUCUUUUUGGUCCGCUCAUAGGGGGCGCGUUGGCGGAUCCUGCUGAACAGUACCCGGGGCUCUUUGGAAACAUACAGUUCUUCAAAGACUAUCCUUAUGCAUUGCCUAGUUUUGCUGUGGGCGGCAUCGGCGUUACUGCGGUAUUGGUUACUGCUUUCCUUGCUGAGGAGACACUCGAGAACAAAGUAUUUGGCGGCGGCCGCGAUGCUGAGUCUGGUGCGCCGGCCAAACCUGCGCCCAUGACUACUUGGGAUCUUCUGAAGUCGCCAGGUGUACCCAUUGUUCUCUACACAUAUGGCCAUAUCAUGUUGCUCGCGUAUUCGUUUACCGCGAUCUUGCCCGUCUUUUGGUUCACACGCAUUGACCUCGGCGGCCUUGGGUUCACGCCUUUGCAGAUCUCACUCCUGAUGGGUCUCAACGGCCUGGCACAGGCGAUUUGGAUCCUGCUCGUCUUUCCUCCCCUACAGCACCGCAUUGGCACCAAUGGCGUCCUGCGAGUGUGCGCAAUCGCGUAUCCGUUCUUCUUUGCCAUAUGCCCCUUCUUCAGCCUCCUCUUGCGAAACGGUGGCUCGACGGGUGAGACCAUCUUCUGGUUCAUUAUGCCGGCUCUGUUGUGUCUCGGAUGCGGCGUUAGCAUGUCCUUCACAGCUAUCCAGCUCGCCCUGAACGAUACCUCGCCCAGCCCUGUAACUCUCGGGACGCUAAACGCGUUGGCUCUAUCGUUGGUCAGUGGCGUGCGAUCCUUCUCGCCGGCGUUGUUCGCUAGUCUCUUCGCUAUCAGCGUUCGUACGCAGUGGCUGUGGGGUUAUGCUAUCUGGGUCUUGAUGGUGCUGCUGGCGUUGGGAUACACUGUUAUCAGCAGAUAUAUGCCGGAUCCUGAUGAGCUGAGGAGGCAAAGAGAGAGACGGGAUCUGGAUGAGGAUGUGUACGCCGACAAAGUACACCGUCACAGAAAACGUCUCUAUCUAGAGCCUCCUGUCAAUGGCUCCACGAUCGUCCGGAGGAAAGUCACCACGAUCGUUCCUGCGUCUGAGCAGCAAGCGGCAGUUAUCGAAAAACCGGCUAAACCGGCUCAUUCGCCCCCGGUGCAUGUGCUCGAGCCCGCACCGCCGCCAUCACCGCCGAUGUUCUGCCCAGACCCUCAUUCACCAGUCGCAAAUGUUCCAACUCACCCGGGACCACCUCACCACGCCCCUCCCGUCUACGCUCCGAUGCCCGCCCAUCCUCAUCACAAUCAUGAAGAUCACAACCGCGAACAUCACAACCUCAAACAUCAUGUCCAUGAACAUACCCGACGGGAGACAGAAAUAGACGUUGGACGCACAUACACUCACACAAACACACCUCCGCCACGGGUACCGGUUCUAAACGACGACGUGCACGCCGACAUCAUAGACGUCAUCGCCGUCGACGUCGAAGAGAAGAAAAAGAAAAAGAAAAAGAGGUCUAAAUCGCGGCACGCUGAACGCAGCCGCAGCCGCAGCCGCAGCCGAGAACGCGAAGUCGUCAUCGAGCGAGAGGUGCGGGUUCCCGUACCCGUUCCCGUGCGCGUGCCCGUCCCAGUGCCAGUACCGGUGAGGGAGGAGCUGGAGACGUAUCGGUACGUAGAGGGCCCCAAGCAGCCGAAGAGGCACUCCGAAUCACUACCUCCGAGAAGGAUGAGGAGCCCGCCGCCACCAAGACUGCCUUACCCGUGGGAGCAGGACAGGGACAUAUGCUCAGCGAGGUCGAAGUCGGCAGUCAGACAUAGGAGUCCGUCGACGACGAGCUUAGAAAGGGAGAUGGAUAGGAUUAAUAUCACGAUUGAGGAGAGGAGGAAGGCGACGUUCGACAGGGACAGGGACAGGGAUAGGAGCUGGGAGAGAGGGUCGUACUACCGCUGAUGGUGCGGGGCUAUUCAAUGGCGUUCUUGCUGCCCUUUGCACUCUUUCAUUUCUGUUGCUUCUUUGUUUGGGAUGGUGCUUGGAGCUUGGAGUUUGCUACCUCUACCUUUGGGUUGAGGUGAUUGGAGAAAUGAAUUAGCGAGGGCGCCACUUUCACGAUGGUUUGAUGAAUUUAUGUUGCGCAGCGAUAUCCAUGUAGUGUAGCUAAGUUGAUGAUGUUGAUGAUC
Messenger RNA from Neurospora tetrasperma FGSC 2508, 2759 nucleotides. RefSeq lists its product as uncharacterized. Gene Ontology annotation, biological process: transmembrane transport. Bases 1 to 2532 code for a protein of 843 amino acids. The transcript is spliced from 2 exons. The record is from RefSeq and is a predicted model, not a curated record. Gene Ontology annotation, molecular function: transmembrane transporter activity. Lineage: Eukaryota; Fungi; Ascomycota; Sordariomycetes; Sordariales; Sordariaceae.